AUGGCUAAAUACCUUGCCAUUCUCAGUCUUCUUCUGCAAACCACUACUGCAGACUGGCAAUAUCUCUCCCGACCAGACCUCUCACCCCCAAAACUCAACAUCACCGUUCCAUCUCAAUCCACUGAGCCAGGCUACAUUUUCAUCACAGCAAAUUCAGGCUUCACAGAUGAAAGUGUCGGCCCCGAACAACCAGCCGCAUACAUCUUCCACGAUAAUGGGGACCUAGUCUGGUCCAGCGUCGGCUAUCUCGGAGGAACCGUGGUUGAUUUCAGCCCGACCAUAGUAAACGGCAAGCCUGUGUUACGUGCUUUUCAGGGGUUACUAGACCCAUUCCAUGGACGCAUGUAUGGGGAUCAUGUUAUUCUUGAUGAGAAAUACCAGACGUUACAGGUUGUUCGCGCAGCAUCCCAUCAACUGGUCUCCGGGCAUGAGUUUGAGGUUGUGAAUGGGCGGACUGUGCUGGUUGAGGUGCCUGUUUCUGUUCCCUUUGACCUAUCCCCGUAUGGAGGCGUCAAAGGUCAGGAUUGGAUUCUUUCGCAUGGAUUCCAGGAGCUCGAUUUGGAGACUGGAGAGUUGUUGUUUGAGUGGUACAGCCUGGACCAUGUCAGUCCGGAUGGCAGUUCUCUGCCGUUGAAGACGAGUGGUUCUUUUAAUGCAUUCACAUCAACCAAUGCGUGGGAUUACUUUCAUCUCAACAGUAUCGAAAAGGACGAUGAGGGGAACUAUCUCAUCUCCGCACGCAACUACGCAGCUAUCUUCAAGAUAGACGGUGUCACUGGCGAUAUCCUCUGGCAGCUUGGAGGUCGUUUUGGAUCAAAUUUCAGCAUUCCUGAUAACGUGCACUUUGCCUUUCAGCACGAUGCAAGACUUCGAUAUCGUUCACCUGAUGGCUCUAUUGAACGCAUCUCCCUCUUCGAUAAUUCAGCUUCAUCGUCAGCUCGCAACAUCAGCGCUUUCUCACGCGCACGGCUCAUCGAGCUUAACCAUACAGCUGGUACAGCGAGCGAGUUACGCACCUAUCCAGCGCCUGACUCCCUUCUUGCGAAUUCACAAGGCAAUACGCAGUUCCUAGAUAGUGGGAAUAUAUUCGUGAACUGGGGGCAGGCAGGCGCUGUCACAGAGUUUGCGGAGAAUGGAACGGUGCUGUACCAUGCGUAUCUGGACUCAGAGCCACAUAGGAAUGUACACAGCUAUCGUGGAUUCCGAGCGAAUUGGACUGGAUUGGCGAGUGAGGAUACCGCGCUUGUUGCACUGAAAGCGGGUGAUCGUGUGUUGCUGUUUGUGUCGUGGAAUGGAGAUACAGAGGUUAGAUACUGGCGGUUUAAUCUGGAGAGAGAUGGUCAGAGGUUGUUGUUGGGAAGGACGGAGAGGACUGGGUUUGAGACGAGUUUUAAUGUUGGUGUUGGUGUGAACAGUGGGGAUUCUUUCUGGGCUGAGGCUAUUGAUGGGAAUGGGCGUGUUCUUGGAGAGAGUAAACCUGUUGGUGCUACUGAUGGUGGUCCGUAUGCUGCUCGACUACGCGAGUUGGGGUUUACUGAUCUAUACAAAGAGAGGAUGGAGUUGUAG
Aspergillus wentii DTO 134E9 is the source of this 1566-nucleotide messenger RNA. RefSeq names its product arylsulfotransferase family protein. The record is from RefSeq and is a predicted model, not a curated record. The transcript has a single exon. Bases 1 to 1566 code for a protein of 521 amino acids. NCBI's taxonomy places the organism in Eukaryota, Fungi, Ascomycota, Eurotiomycetes, Eurotiales, Aspergillaceae.